AUGCCACUCACUGGAUUUGACCCCCAAUUAUCGGCCCAACUUCACAAUCAGAUCCUUAAACGGGCGUGGAUUGGGGCCGGACGAGAUGUCGCUUCGAUCCCGUCCAAGACCUGGUGGGAAGAGUCCUCGCCUAUUCCAUUCGAUCUCGCAUCUCGCCUUAAUCUGAACUUGAUCAGGUUCCUGCGGUCGGCAAAGGCCGCUAUAUUUGACCCUGAUUCAGAUUUUCAUCUCUUCUAUUACCUGAUAGCGCUUCAUGGAAAACAUGAAAUCUUUGCUCCAGACUCUUCACUCGGAUCGUGGGGUGAUCGUUAUGUGUGGUUGUAUCCCUCAACACGAACAAAGAGUGAUGAAGAAGUCGGCAUAGUAUUCGACCAAGAAACCGAGCUUGCUUCCUUUGUCCCAGACUGGGAAGAUAUGGUCUGGUCUGAUAGGGAACGGUGGCCAUGGCGGCCAUUACAAAAUAUUCUGCAAGCCUAUCUAGACAUGAUUGAUGAGGGCAAAAUAACAACAGUUUCGGAUCGUCGAAAGGCAUCUAUGGAUCGUUUCUUCGGAGUAUUCCCUUGGGAGAUUCACCUACAUACCCCAAGGGAUGUUGAGAGGGCUGUCAGUUCCUUUACCCGUCUUCUUGAUGCUAUCGAGAUUCGACUCCCAUCAAAUUCGACACAUUCGACACAUGAUUGUGGCCACAAACAGCCAAACCUCGAAGGAAUAGCUCUCCCAUACUCCGAAGCGGUCAUUGAAGCGUCUUUCAUAGAAGCGGACUCGUUUCUCGGAUGUUUUCUCUCGGCUCUUCCUAUCCGCCAUCUCAACUUUCGCUAUAUUGCCCCCGGCAUUCGACUCCAAAAUCCGAUCGAAUUUAUGAAUCAACCACUUGCUGACCGCCGCCAUAACCGUCUAUAUCUAGACUUGUAUAGUACCGACCAGACGGCACCAUUAUUCCCUCUGCUCUUAUUUCGAGGGGAGAGGGAGAACAAGUCACCCUGGACGCGGCCCUGGUUUCCUGACGGGAAGGUAGAGAAAGUUCCCUCUGGUUUGUACAUUGAACCCACCGACAAAUAUCUCAACUGGGAAUCUGGCAACCAGAGUCGACUCCUGCUGCCGUUUAGCAUCGGCAGCAAUGGGUUUGCUCGAAGUAGCAAUGGCGUUCCAUUCAAACGUGCUAGGUUUCCGGGAACUGAUCGACCUGACCAACUUUACCAGGAAGAUUUGUUCAAUGGUUAUAGUGGUUAUUUACCUUGGGAUUCACGUAGCUCAUAUCUACACAAAGUUUUGGAAAGCUGGGCUGAACGGGUGGAAAUGGGUGAUUGGCAAGUGGGCGAAGACGGCGUUGUCGGUGGUAUUGACAAAUUCAAAGAGGCUGAUACCGAAGAACAUUGGAGAGAAUAUUUUAUUCCUUGGUGA
This is a messenger RNA of Penicillium soppii, 1401 nucleotides long. RefSeq lists its product as uncharacterized. The record is from RefSeq and is a predicted model, not a curated record. Bases 1 to 1401 code for a protein of 466 amino acids. The transcript has 2 exons. NCBI's taxonomy places the organism in Eukaryota, Fungi, Ascomycota, Eurotiomycetes, Eurotiales, Aspergillaceae.